Molecule: messenger RNA, 5986 nt
Organism: Dermacentor andersoni
Lineage: Eukaryota; Metazoa; Arthropoda; Arachnida; Ixodida; Ixodidae
Molecular function (GO): zinc ion binding; protein binding
Source: RefSeq, a predicted model, not a curated record
AACCGGGUUUUGGGUGGUGACUCGUCUUCGGGUGUUUAGUGAAUCCUCCUGGCCUCCUUUUAUUUUGAGGCAGGCAAGUCAGCCAAGUGUAUAUCAAUGUGCCUAGGACGCGUGUAGUCGCUACUGAUCGGGACGUUGGUGAACUGGGGCGCGUGCGAUUGUUCGAGUGCGCGCGAAGCAGCUGCCCUACCCGAUGGAGGUAGCAACAGCGGCUGUCUUCGUUCACUUCGUGGUGGCGGUGCUUCAUCGGAUGACAGCGAGCCCAUCCUAGCUACGGAAUGCGCAUCGACGCUCUCGGGUCACUCGUGCAUUAGCAUUCGUACAACUCACUCCCUCAUAGGUUCCCACCGAUUUCUUAAAUCGCCCGUCGUUUUUCAUUCGUCGUGGGCAGCGUUUAUGAUUUUGGGGAGUGCCGGUUCACGGCGAAAGAAGAGACCGAAGUUCAAGGUUGGAGGCGCCCCUGUGCCGCUCGCACAUUUGUUGCUGGUGCUACCGCCGUCACUUGGAAGACGACGACCAUGGCGAGCAGCGACGUGAUCGAGGUGUUCAUUGAGACGCUGCACGGCACCGCCUUUGAGCUACUCGUCUCACCUGCGGACACUGUGGUUUCGAUCAAGUCGAGGAUAUCAAGACUCGAAGGUAUCCCAGUGUCCCAGCAGCACCUGAUCUGGCAGUGCCAAGAGCUGCCAGAUGACUCAUCCCUGCAUGAAUGCAACAUCACUGAUGGAGCCACCAUCAAGCUCGUGCUGGGUAUGCGAGGAGGCCCCAUCAACACCCGCAAAGCCUACCUGGAUGAGCGGCCAACCCUGAAUGAUGUGGCCAAGUAUCUAGACACCAAAGGCGAGGAGAUGAGCCUGAAUGUCCCUCGAGUGCGGGCAGUGCGCCUGGUCGUGAUGCGAGACGGGGACAAGGUGCAUUUGUACACUGUACUGGACAGCGCUCCUAGGUCGCCUUCGGGGCUGCUCAGGUGCAGUGAGGACAACACGCCUCGGGAGCUGAGCGAUGAGGACAGCGCCUCCGAGAGCCGCCGGCACAGAGAGAACCAGAUCACCCGCCAGAAGCUGGAGCAGCUGCAGAGGAAGAUGCGUUACUGCCGGCUGCGCAAGGAGGGUCAGCCUGUGUUCAUUGACCUGGCUACAGAAGAAGGCACUAAGGCUAUCGCCACGGCACCAAAGGCUCUCCUGCCACCGCUCGAGCCGCCGAAGGCCCGACCUCCAGCAAAGCGGGAUGAGGAUGCUGUGGAUCGGGCGCCUCGGCCGAUCAUGCCACGAAGCCCUCUCCCACCAUCUAAUGUGCCAGUUUUUGGAAAGAAGAAAGCUGAGAAGGCUUUGGGCAGCACGGUGCUUCCCCAGCUGCAGACAGCGUCAUCUGGCUGCAGCCGUAUUACUCCUCGCCACUGGAGGUCUCCGUCAUCCCUCCAGAGCCCAAGAAAGCACCUUUUGCCGUCAUAUUUCAGCGGCGGUGGUCAUGUGACCCACCAUCUACCAGCAGCUGUUGCCAGAGCUGAAGCAUCUGGGGCAUUGCCCAAACGCACUGAACGGAGUGCUGGGGUCCUGCACAGUCGGGCUGGUGCUGGCUUCCAGGGACGCUGCCGUAAAGUUCUCUUGCUGGCCACUCUUGGGCCAAUGGGUCCAUCAUCAUCCCGUUGUGCCUCACUGCCCGAAGAAGGCACUGCCUGCACUGCUGAGCCUGGGCGCUACUAUAAGGUGCUGCCCCCUGUGGGCCGUCAGGAGCAAGGUUGCCUGCCAUGCCUGCCUCCUGACUGCGAACGGCAGCCUGGUCAAGACCUGGCUUCUGCUGUGGCAUCAAUGCUAGAGCCACUCGAGCUGGACUGGGCUGACUGUGGCCGGCCCCGGACCGCUCCGGCACGUUUCGUGCGUGUAUCGGUCAUCCAGCGUACCAAAGCGACCCGUCCCAUUGUGUCCUCACCAUGCACUCCCGACAAAGGCCAUGCCUGCAAUGCAAAGACUUCAUCGGCAGCUGCAAGUGCCAAGAUGGCUGGGGAAUCUGCCCUGCCUACCUCUCUGCCCAUGAAACCCCCACCGCUUGCUACUGUCCCAUCCAGUCCACUGCCAACUAGCCCCAAGCCAUCGCGUCCAAUCUCAUCAGCCACGCUUCCCGAGAUGCCUCUAACUGCUGUGGAUGCCUGCCGCCAUGACCUGGCUGCUGCACGGAAACCCCCUCCUCCAUCAGCUGGAAGUGCUGAGGGCAUCCGCUGGGCAUUGGGCGAUGGUGGACGUCGCACCACAGUGCCGUCGCCGAAUCGGCUUCGUGUGGCCCCACUGCUGAAGCGUGUCGUGCAGCAGGAGCUGUGGAACCUAGAACAGGAGUUGAACAACAGUCUGUCGCGCUGGGCACGUCUGGCAGCUGAUAACGAUGGGGAUGAUCGAAAGACACCACCACCAAAUAACACCAUGCCGACAUCUAAUGGCCCUUCAAAUGGGAGCCCCGAGAGGUCUGCUGGAUCUUCGACAGAUGCCUCUGGAUCUUCUGUCGCUGGUGCCAGUGUGGCUGCAAUGCCUGCCGAAGGGAGCUCUUCGGCAGUUAGUGCAGCUGGGGCAGCUGGCUCUAUGUCAGCUGAGACAUCUGCCAGCAUAACUGGGACCGCCAGUGGCAGCGGCAGCAAUGUGGCACUGUCCGUGGACGUGGGCACUGUGUCCUCUGCCGAGCUGAGUGCUGGAAAUGGAAGCGAACUCCUGCCAAUCCAGCUGGACGAUGACUCAAGCAGCACCUCAGAGUCCAAGACUGAUGACAUGCCAGUGGACCCGCUGCACCCAUCCCCUGGCAAGGCCAAGAAGAAGGGCAAGCGGUGCUCCUGGUGCAACAAGAAGACUGGACUGGCAUCCACUUAUGUUUGCAGGUGUGGAAGCACGUUUUGUGCUACUCACCGUUAUGCUGAGGCACAUGCAUGCUCUCAUGACUACAAGGCAGAGGGGCGCUACAUUCUGCAGCGUAACAACCCUGUAGUCAAGGCAGCCAAGUUGCCCAAGAUCUAGUUCCUCUGUGACCGAUGGACAGGAAAUGGACAUCGACGACUAUGCCUGCUCUGGAGGGGCGGGCUGUGUGCAACCCUGUUCUUCUCCAGCCAUGCAAGCUUUUAUUUUUCUCUCAUUGACACAAGCAUGACACUAGUUUCAACUCUUUAUGCAAGCCCAUGGUUUUCCUGGCUGGAAGAAUUAUUUGCUAGCAAAAGAACUGCUAGUGUACAACUUGCCACCAGACAGCUGCGCACUUGCAGACGACUUGUCGACAAAAGACCUCUCUGCCUCAGAAGAUGUGUUGAUUGGUGGACCGGUGAUGCAACCCGGAGGACUAAAGUGGGCGACUGUGACCAUGCAACUUUUUCUUCUCAUUUUUCUUGUCUUUUGUGUGGCUUUGAAUUUUCAGCAAAGCAGUCCUUGCAGUGACACAAGGCACUUAUGGGGCACUAUGUUGGUGCAUUUGUAUUGCCUUGUUCUCUUGCCUUUUUUUUUUUCUUCCUACCAAUUAGGACUGGGAUCUUCUGGUUGCCAAGACUGGCUGCUUCUCUUCCCAUUUGGCUUGAUACCUCCAACUUUUUUUUUUUACUAGGACUAAUGUUUUUGAAAUUCUAUCUGAAUAAAUUGUAGUACGUCUGGAUAUUUGAAGUCUCUGUAUGGCAUGCCUUUUGCAUGCUGGUCAUUUGAAACAAUAUAAAAUAAAGUUGGGCUCAUUGAAUGCUCAGUGGCUUUCAAGAUUGCUGCCUUAAGUCUGAGGAUGAGACAAAUAUACUUUUGUCUCUGGAAAUGUUUGUUGCAUCUAAAUGUGCAAAAUGCACCGAGAAUAAGGAUAUUCAAGAAAACAUUUUCAGCAGUAGGUUUAUCACAGAUUAUUGCCCAUCAGCAACAGCAGGCACUGAAAGCAAGCUUCAGCCAAAGCUGCCUAUGGCUUCGUUAGGAACUUUCAUUGUAGAAGAGUCUUGUUGGAUGUGAAACAGAGGUGUACAUUGCAUUUACUCUACAUUGUGUGAUAUCACUGCAGCCAGGUAUUUUAAAGAGGUCUUUCUCCUCUGAUCAUGCUUUCAAGAGAAAAUUGUGUCGUACUUCUUCAAUCCCUGUUCCUGCUCAAAUUCAACAAAUGACACUUGCUGCCUGCCAUUCAGUGUUUACUGAAGGCGUUUAGCCAGGAAUCCUAUACUCAAAUCCAAAACUGGACUUCUCCAUAAAGUGUUAACACUGGCUAAGCAUUCAGAGUAGAUAGCAUUGCAUAAAUACUUGGAUGUUCAAGUAUUCACUCCCCUUCUUUUGACCUGUGUCUGCCAAUUAUCAAUUGAUUCUUAUCAGAGCCAGAACAAAACUUGUUACACUGCACAUUUUCAAUCCAGGAUGCUGUGGCAUUGCUGGUCAUAUUGGGAGUCCACUGGCAUGGUGGUGGCAUGACUGAUAGGGCAUGGUUUUCAUGAAUGACAAUAGAAAUAGGAUAUGGAACCACAUUGACAUUGUUCUGCCCAUUUGGUUCCUUCUGUAUCCUGUGUUUUGCUGUUACAUCUGCUACUUAUCAAGAUGUGUACUAACCAGCCCUACUGAGCAUGCUGUCAAAUAGUGUGCAUUUGCAGUGCGGAAGAAAGUACACGUGGUCAUUGCCUGCAACAUUCUACCGCGGUAACAUGCAAAUCGACACUGAAAUAGAGUUAAACCUUGAUAUAACAAGUCUGUAAGAUCGACCAUUUGAUUCGUUACAUAGAAAAGUUGUAUUAGAAUUCGACCUUUUGUGCAAAUAAGUACAGUCGCCAAUCGAUUUUUCUGGCAUGGAAAGGGGCUGCAGAAUUUUCUGAAUUAUCAGGCAAUCUAAAAAAGCAAAUUUGAAUGAGAAAACAAUUCACUUUGAUAAAUUUGGGAGAACGCUAUCGCAUUGUGCUCAGCCGCCGCUGAUAGCGUCACCCAUACUGGGACAACGCUAUCAAGAAAACCGCCCGUAGUGGGGAGGGAAUGCUUAGUCUUCCUCUUGCUGCAACGGGCCACUGAAAUUUGAGAUUGCGCAACCUCCAAUACUAAACACGCGAGAAGACUGCCUACAAGAUGCCACGCUGUCUUGGCAUGUCCACUCUUUGCUUACACGCCAGAUUACCUCUAAAGCAAAGUGCGCGGCUGCGUAUGCACUCAGCCAUGCGCAGCCACGGCCAAGACGAGACGCACACCAACUUACCCCCCCCCCCCCCCCCCCCCCCUUCGUGCACCUGCUUGAUCGCAUUACCUAGUGCUCGCCCUCUUUACCCCUCUUUCUCUUUGAUCCUGUGGGAAGGCGGCACUUUGUCAAGCCCACCACCUUGUCUCACCCUUGCACACUUUCACUCGCACCUAAAGCACACAGUGUGCAGGGCGCGAUAGGAUCUUAUCGCACUUGUACUUUAUAUGGAACAUGAUGCGACUCCACUUCGGCGGCCACUUGUUGCGGGGCACCCGAUUUGAGAGGUGCAUUUGCAAGCAGCCGCUUGUGAUUCAAUCAUUCGACCAUCUGAGUCCGCAGAAGUUUGCAUUUAUUGUCUCGGCAUUCCUUUACGGCGGCAGUGAAAUUUCGUUAUAUUGAAAUCUGAUACACACUUCGUUAUAUUGAGGUUCUAAAUACAUGGUGUUCUAUGGACAAGAGGUUAUGAAAAGUUAUAGUUUGUUAGAUCGAGAAUUUCGUUGUAUUGAAGUUUGUUAUAUCGAGGUUUAACUGUAUAUAGAUGAAUAAAAAAUUUCAGUAUAGUGACUAAUACCCCAGUAAGAUAUGUAAAUUUAGUGUCACUUUGAGCGAAUGUACUUCGCCAGUACUAGUGUCGUUCGCAGGCUGUCAGAUGAAGGUUUAGUGAUGCUUGCCAUCGAGUGUGUUUGUCAAACUCACUGUGCUGCAUCGAAGUGUGUGGCCUCAAUAGCAGUACUUCAAAAAUAAAUUAUACUCCGUACUUUGCCCACCUGAGGGCGAAGGGGGAGAUCUUUCUCUCUCUCCUUAGUUCACAAAUAAACAUUUAUUUCUCUCUCUCUCUCCA